This is a messenger RNA of Bombyx mandarina (wild silkworm), 1185 nucleotides long. RefSeq lists its product as uncharacterized. Lineage: Eukaryota; Metazoa; Arthropoda; Insecta; Lepidoptera; Bombycidae. The record is from RefSeq and is a predicted model, not a curated record. Gene Ontology annotation, cellular component: nucleus.
AAUCAAGGUUGAAGGUAAACUCCGUAAUCGUGUCGUGUAAUGUAAUUUGAUAUUUAUUCUAAAAUGAAUGUAAAAAACAACAAAAUGGAUUCAAACCUAACCGGUAUGUGGGUAAGUUUCUUCACAACAGCUGGUAUACCAUCAGAUGUGGCUGCUACAUAUGCGCUUACAUUUACCGAGAACAGGAUCCAGAGUGAUAUGCUGUUGGAUCUGAAUAAGGAGUACCUCAGAGACAUGGGGAUAACACGAAUGGGAGAUGUUAUUGCUAUAUUACGUCAUUCAAAACAAGUACACGAAAAUGCAGCUCGUGAUAAGGUGCUUAGUAAUACUAGUGUGAACAAGGUGCCUGUGGCGGCCAUCACAGGUCGCUCUACACUCCCACAACCUUCAUCACCGGCUAGUCGAAUCUUGGAACAUUACACUCGCAAUUCUCAGUCUGAAUCACCCAGCCCCUCACCACAAUUGAAACGGAAAGCAGUUCAACCUAAUGACAAUAUUGAUGAAAGUGAAAAGAACUUGAAGAAAGCACGUCUCAUUCGCUUUGGAUCAACAGGGCUGACCCAACUAGUUACCAGUGAAGCACCAUCUAACAAGCAAACGGUGUUCUCUCGUCUUGGUAGCAACGAAUCAGUUACCAAUGCAACAAAACCGUCCGCUAAGCCCAUAUUCGCGAGAUUGGGUGCAAAAUCUGCACAAGUGGACCACGUCAUACCGAUGCAGAAAGAUGCCCUUAAAUAUGAAGGCAUAUUGAAAGCUUCCCCACCCACAAAGAAAACAGUGAUGGUAACUACUUCAAAGAACAACAUCAGAAAGAUCAACUGUACCAUGAGAGCUGAUGAAAUACCGGUCAGUGUUAAAGAAAAAUUAGCCAAACCUAAAUCUGUGAAAUUUUCAAAUCAAAUACAGUACAAAGAAAUUGAAAUAAAUAAAAAGAUUCAACCCAAGAAAGCCACACAAAUUUUUAAUAAACCAGAGAGGAGAUUGUCUAUGACCGAAACCAGUGUAAAAUCCAGAUUGGGCAACCAAAGUGCGAAUAACUUAACCAUUACGAGAAACGUUUUCAAUAGACUUGGUGUUUGAUCGUGUUUUGUUAAAGUGACUGUGUUCAGAUGUGAAAAUGUUCAAAGAAUAGUAAGUGAGUCCAGGAAGCAAACAAUAUAAUGUUAUUUGUUUUUAAUUAUUGAA